UGCUCACACUCGCCUUACAGAAGCCGAGCUGCAAACAUCAUCCGCUUUGAGCGCUUAGGCGCAGUGAUUACAUCCUCUCAGAGAGAGAAGAGAGAGAAAGUCCUGUUAUUCGCACCGGUUCUUUAUUUAUAAGAAGUUGCGUUUGUGGUCGAUUCCGCCUGCGCGUAAAAGAGGACUUUUUUUUUUUGCUGCCUCCUUUUUUUUCUUGUGGAAUUUCUUAUGUUGUUUUUGGUGACUUUGUGUGCUGAAGAAAGGGGCUGUCUGUUCUGAGCACAGAGGAGUGUGUUGGCUGGCUGUCUAUGCGUCCUGGCUCCUCCAGCAGCCUUGCAAUGUUUGCGCUGACGCCAAAAACUCACAGACGACCGGUGCAGAAUUGAUUAAAAACAAGAGAGAAAGCUCGGGAUCAAAUGGCUGUGCUUCUCACAGCUGAAACGACACAAUGUUCCACUGACCCGAGGCAGAGGAGAGGAAUUUCACAAUCGGGUGUUGCUGUUUAUUUCACUGCCUUUUUACGGACAGAGGAAAUGGGAAAUGAUAAUUUCUUGUAAGAAAAAGGAAUAACACUUUUUUUUAUUUUUUUUUAAUUUUAUCAUCAUCUUUGAAGUGCACUUUUAGCGGAGAGGAGAGGAGAUGAUUUGGUUAAUAUUCCUGCUGCUCUCCAUCCUGCUGGAUGGAGCGGUCUCUCAGCUCCACUACUCCGUGCCAGAGGAGCAGGAGCCCGGCUCAGUGGUUGGGAAUAUCGCUGAGGAUCUGGGUCUGGACAUUACUAAACUUUCCGCUCGCCGCUUCCAGACGGUGCCCAGCUCGCGGACACCUUACCUGGAGGUGAACCUGGAGAACGGCGCGCUCGUGGUGAAGGAGAAAAUCGACCGAGAAGAGAUCUGCAAGCAGACCAUCCCGUGCCUACUGCACCUGGAGGUGUUUCUGGAGAACCCGCUGGAGCUUUUCCGCGUCGAAAUCGAGGUGAUGGAUAUCAACGACAACCCGCCCGGUUUCCCCGAGACCGACAUCUCCGUGGAGAUAUCCGAGAGCGCCAUCCCCGGGACCCGGUUCCCGGUGGAGAACGCCUUCGACCCGGACGUGGGCACCAACGCGCUCAGCACCUACGCCAUCACCAACAACAACUACUUCUACCUGGACGUGCAGACGCAGAGCGACGGGAACAAAUUCGCGGAGCUGGUGCUGGAGAAGCCGCUGGACCGGGAGCAGCAGGCGGUGCACCGGUACGUGCUCACGGCGGUGGACGGCGGGGUCCCGCAGAGGACCGGCACGGCUCUCCUGGUCGUUAAAGUCCUGGACUCGAACGACAACGCGCCCACUUUUGACCAGUCCGUGUACUCCGUUAACCUGAGAGAAAACUCUCCAGUGGGCACUCUGGUCAUCCAGCUCAACGCUACGGAUGUCGACGAGGGACAAAACGGGGAAAUAGUUUAUUCUUUCAGCUCCCACAACACCCCGCGCGUAAAGGACUUAUUCAAUAUCGACGCCAGGACCGGGAGAAUAGAGGUGGCGGGUGAGGUGGACUACGAGGAGAGCAACACGCACCAGAUAUACGUCCAGGCUAAAGAUUUAGGUGCCAACGCGGUGCCAGCGCACUGCAAAGUGCUCGUGAAACUCGUGGACGUGAACGACAACACGCCGGAGAUCGGGUUCAGCACCGUGACCGAGUCCGUGAGUGAGCAGGACGCUCCCGGCACCGUCAUCGCACUUUUCAGCGUCUCCGACCGGGACUCUGGCGAGAACGGCCACAUGAGCUGCGAGAUUCUCGGAGACGUUCCUUUCAAGCUCAAAUCGUCCUUUAAGAACUACUACACCAUCGUGACGGACGCACCGCUGGACCGAGAGAACACGGACUCCUACACCGUCACCGUGGUGGCCAAAGACAAAGGUCAGCCGUCGCUCGCCACCAGCAAGUCCAUCAAAGUGCACGUCUCCGACGAGAACGACAACGCGCCCCGCUUUACGCAGACGGUUUACGACGUAUACGUGACCGAAAACAACGUGCCCGGUGCUUUCAUUCACGCCGUGAGCGCUCUGGACCCCGAUAUAGGACAAAACGCUCUCAUUACCUACUCCAUAUUGGAGUGUGACAUCCAGGGCAUGUCCGUGGACACGUAUGUGUCCAUAAACCAGGACACCGGCUACCUUUACGCGCUGCGCUCUUUCGACUACGAGCAGCUGAAGGAGUUUAACUUCAUGGUCCAGGCUAAGGACUCCGGUGCUGUUGAGCUCUUCUCCAACGCCACCGUAAAUGUCAUCAUAGUGGACCAAAAUGACAACGCGCCCUCUGUAAUAGCCCCAAUUGGGAAGAACGGCACAGCCAAAGAGCACCUGCCGCGCUCCGCUGAGCCGGGCUACCUGGUGACGCGCGUCGUUGCUAUGGACGCGGAUGAUGGAGAGAACGCGCGGCUGUCCUACAGCAUCCUGCGGGGCAACGAGAUGGGGAUGUUCAGAAUGGACUGGAGGACUGGGGAGCUGAGGACGGCGCGCAGGAUCUCACCCAAGAGGGACCCGCAGGGCUACUACGACCUGCUGAUCGAGGUGAGGGACCACGGGCAGCCUCCUCUGUCCUCCUCUGCGAGCGUGAGCGUGAUGUUAGUGGACAGCGUGGUGGAAGGCCGCAGCAGUGGAGACCGCGGCUCGGCCUCCUCCAAGGCCAAGGAGACCUCCCUGGACCUCACCCUCAUCCUCAUCAUCGCCCUGGGCUCCGUGUCCUUCGUUUUCCUCCUGGCCAUGAUCGUGCUGGCCGUGCGCUGCCAGAAGGACAAGAAGCUCAACCUGUACACGUGCCUGAUGUCGGGCGACUGCUGCCUUUGCUGCAGCUCGUGCUGCAGCAGGCAGGCGCGCGGGAGGAAACAGAAGAAGCUGAGCAAGUCCGACAUCAUGUUGGUUCAGAGCACCAACGUGACGUCAGGGGUCGGGCCCGUGGGGCAGGUGCCCGUGGAGGAGUCUGGAGUGGGAGGAGUGGGUGUGGGUGGUGUGGGGGGGUUCGGUUCACAUCAUCACCACCAGAACCAGAACUCCUACUGCUACCAGGUGUGUCUGACACCGGAGUCGGCCAAAACGGAUCUGAUGUUCCUGAAGCCGUGCAGCCCGUCACGCAGCACCGACGCGGAUCACAGCAACCCCUGCGGCGCCAUAGUCACGGGUUAUAGUGACCAACAACCGGACAUCAUAUCCAACGGCAGCAUUCUCUCUAACGAGACAAAACACCAACGACAAGAACUCAGCUAUCUGGUGGACAGACCCAGACGUGUCAACAGCUCGGCAUUCCAAGAGGCAGACAUCGUCAGCUCCAAAGACAGUGGUCAUGGCGACAGCGAGCAGGGCGACAGUGACCACGAUGCCACCAACCGGGGUCAUUCUGCCGGCGCCGACCUGUUCUCCAACUGCACGGAGGAGUGCAAGGCCCUGGGCCACUCCGACCGCUGCUGGAUGCCGUCCUUCGUGCCGUCCGACGGGCGCCAGGGGCCGGACUACCGCAGCAACCUGCACGUCCCCGGCAUGGACGCCACGCUGCCCGACACUGAGGUACCCUCCUCCGUCAUCCUCUCCGACCAACUCACCAUGACCUCGUCCGCCGCCUCGUCCAGCGAUAGGUCAUUCUCCACCUUUGGCAAGGACGGUCAAAGGUCACAGUCACACCACAGCCUUCACCAUCACCUCCAUCAGCAACAGCAGCAGUACAGCUCCAGCACGCUAGAGAGGAAAGAGUAUGAUAGGGGGACCCUACCGUACAAACCCACCUUUCACUCCCGCAAAAGGAUUUGUUAGCUCGUUCCAUGUGGACCUGUCAGAGACGGCGUGAAUUUCUGUGCUUAGACCACCAACACUGAUGCUGGAGACAGCGACAUAAAACCACACAAACAGCAAACCUGGACAACAGCGACCUUGGUUAAGCUUCAUUAUCUUGGGUGGCGAACUGUAACAAAGCCUUGGCAGCGGCCGCCGAGGGACGAGAGGAGAACUAAAUACUGAGUAGCUGUAAACCUCGAGAUAUCUGAGGAGCAAUCCAAGGCCUUAUUCCUCUCAGCAGGACUGAGACCAGGGGGCCGAAUCACUCGACACGUGAAAAUUAUAAAGUCAUCAGCAGACGGGAUGAGAGGAACUGAGGAAUACAAAAACAAGAAGAACUCACAGAGGUGGUUUUCUUUCUUUUUUUGGACUGAGGAGUUAGCCUCUAGAGAUCUGUGUGUGCCUGUUUACAUGACGAAAAAAACUAAUGUUUCUGUACAAACUUCAACCAAUGUCACACGGAACCCUUUAGCUAUUUCUAUGGUCACCACUAAGCCAACUGUACAGAGACUGUGUGGGGGGAAAAAAUGGAGACUGACAGCCAGCCAGCGAGGAAGAAAGAGAGAGAGAGAAAGAGAAAGAGAGAGAGAGCAGGUGUUGUACAGGUAUAAAAUGACACAAAAAAAGAAGGAAAAUGGGGAGGAGCAGAGGUGAUGUGCAGUACUAUAAAUUCUGUAUCUCCGGUUUUUUGACUUGACUGUCUUUAUAUAACUUCUCUUUUUUCGUUUCUGUUGUUCUUUCUGUGUGGUUAAAGUGUGCAGACUCUUAAAAAGUAUUCCAACUUACCGUUACAGACAGGAACGCGCUGUCCGGAGCCGGGUUCAGUCCUCUUUCGAGUUUAGCCACUUCAGGAAGGAGAUGUUAUAACGAAUACACUGCGUAGGAAAAACAAAAAAAAGCUAAAUUACAACAAUCCUCAUGUUCAGUUUAUCAAUAAAAUAAUCACAAAUGAAUGUUCUCAUUUCUAAACUAGUGACUAAACAGUUCUCAAGUCCCUUCCUGAGCUGACUGCGGAGAAAGUGAAAUGAUCCUUGACCAGGAUAAGGUUCCCUUUGACGCCAUUGGCCUAUACAUAAACAAUCAGACACACUCAGUGGUUUUUAUCAUGUGUGCAAAGUGUUUACUGUGCUAUUUUAAAAAGCUUAUAAAUGAAUAUAAAUCUAUAUAUAACUAUAUAUAUAUAAAUAUAUAUAUACAAUAUACUUUUUUCUGAAAACUGUGUAACCAUUGGUUAGUUUCUACACCUCAUAAUGUCAUUCAAUCUAAUAAUACCAAGUGCUACAAAAUCAAGACAUGUAUCAAUUGAGACGAGGAGGAGUGCUUCAGCCUAAAAAGCAAACCCCUUCGCACCAACCAAGGAUUAAGUUGAUGUUCUUAUUUGAUUGUUACUUUUCACCGUUAACGGACGCUGGGCCUUGUUGUGUGUAGCGAAGACACCAGUUGAGUUGUUUUGGCCUGUUGUGUAUUUUUACUAGCAGAAUAUGUGUUCAUGUACAGAAAGGGGGUCUAUCACAAUCGAGCUAGAUAUCAAAGGUUUUACAAUCAUACAAGAGAGGCAUACACAGAUACAUACCGACAUACACAGACAAUACACGGUGAGGCGCAUUUAACACAAACACACACAUCUGCACACACACACACACACACGCACAGGUCAAGUGGUGAUAAAUAAACAGUGUCAUUGAA
Sebastes umbrosus (honeycomb rockfish) is the source of this 5481-nucleotide messenger RNA. It is a transcript of the gene pcdh10a, whose product is annotated as protocadherin 10a. Gene Ontology annotation, biological process: homophilic cell-cell adhesion. The record is from RefSeq and is a predicted model, not a curated record. Gene Ontology annotation, molecular function: calcium ion binding. The transcript is spliced from 5 exons. NCBI's taxonomy places the organism in Eukaryota, Metazoa, Chordata, Actinopteri, Perciformes, Sebastidae. The coding region runs from base 631 to 3774 and encodes 1047 amino acids. Gene Ontology annotation, cellular component: plasma membrane.